Ilex paraguariensis (yerba mate) is the source of this 1134-nucleotide messenger RNA. The record is from the annotation of a GenBank genome assembly. Lineage: Eukaryota; Viridiplantae; Streptophyta; Magnoliopsida; Aquifoliales; Aquifoliaceae.
UGAGAAUGUCUCUCAAGCAACCACCACCAACUACCUCUCUCACCAAGCAACCUCCUUCUACUUCUUCCCCAUCCCUCCAUUCCUUUCCUCCAUAACUAAACUUCUUUGAUGCCAGAUUAACAGUACACUUUUAACCUGUACACACACAUAUACAUAUACAUAUGCGCACACUGAAAUACAAUCUGUACACAUAUAUGUCAGAUAGAGAUCUGAGUCGAAGAGUUCCUCUGAAUCGGAGAAGACCCAGAAAGCCACACCCAUCGCCGUCGCCGUCGCCGUCGCCGUCACCUCGCUGGAGAGCUACACCUGCUCCUCGUGGAUUGACAAGGCCAUCGACGCCUAUUAAGAUUCUUGAGAGAUGCAAUUCCGAGCCGAGUCUAUGGAUAGUCGGCGACGAUCAUCGGAAUCUGACUUCGCCGGACUCUUUAUUUUACCGGCCAAAGACUUGUACGGACAUAUUCUCGCCUUCCGAGAUGCUUUCUCGGUCUCCCCAAAAAGUCGAGGGGUACAACAAGGAUUCCAAAGUGGUGGUUAAUGUCACAGUUGAGGGAAGUCCAGGACCAAUACGGACUAUGGUCAAAUUGGGAUCAAGUGUGGAGGAGACAAUAAGGCUUGUAGUACGCAAGUAUAGUGAAGAAGGGCGGACUCCUCGGCUUGACAAAGAUGCUGCUUCAACCUUUGAAUUACACCAGUCAUACUUCAGUCUUCAAUGUAUGAAUAAGUCAGCCGUGAUUGGAGAUGUUGGGGGCCGAAGUUUUUAUCUUCGAACGAGUAAUUGUUGUAGUAGCCAAGAUAAAAUAGCACCUGCUUCGGAUAACAAUCUUUCAGCAACUGCAAACACUCUAAUCACUCAACCUCCUUUCAUCUUCCUCCCAAAUUUCAUUUCUCGGAAGAUCAAUAAAAUCAUAAGGAGAACACGUAAGCUUUGGAAAAUCAUGGGUUGCUUGCAGUGUAAUGGAUGAUUUAGACCAUUCCAUUCUUAGAGUAACAUGAUACUAUUGGAUUUGUUAGUGCUUUGUCAACUUUUUUUUUUUUUUCAGUUUCUGGGAGGUUGGUGGGAGUUUCUUCCCAAUUGUAAAUUUCCCUCCUCCAUAUUGUUUGGGAUACACCCAAUCCAGUGUCGUUGUACCCUUU